AUGAUAUCCGACCAGCCCAGCUUGACAGCUUCACAGCUCUACCACCAGGCGAUCAUGGGAACAUCAAGGUCUCGCGCGCCUCCGAAGGCGCCCGCAACGCCCACCCAACAUGCGGAAACCUCGCGCCAUCUGCCCGAAAACACCUUCAUCAUCGACAAUGGCGCAUACAUGAUGAAAGCCGGCUAUGCGUCCACUCUCCCACCCAGCGAAGCUGUUUCAGCCUGUUCUCAGAUCCCGAACACACUCGUCAAGACCCGGGACAACAAGAUCGUGGUCGGGGCUCAACUCUCCACCGUGACUGACUGGAAUGAGGCGAUGUUCCGCCGCCCGGUGGAGAAGGGCUACAUCGUGAAUUGGGAAGCAGAGAGGGAAAUCUGGGACCAAUCGUUCUUCGAGGAGAAUGCGGCGGGGAACCAGAGCUCCAGAAUCGCCAAUCCCGAAGACACAACGCUUAUCCUUACCGAAGCGCCGAAUGCUAUGCCCAUUCUACAACGACACACGGAUGAGAUGGUGAUGGAGGAGUGGGGGUUCGGAGGAUACACGAGGUGUCUAGGUCCGACUCUCAACGCGUGGAACGAAAUCCAUUCUCUUUUCGGGGAUCCGCUCACCAAGACACAAGAUGCGUUACCGGCGGAUUGCUUACUGGUGGUUGAUUCUGGCUACUCUCAUACGACAGUGACUCCAGUCUAUAAAGGCCAAGCGUUACAGCGCGGAAUCCGACGACUUGAUCUUGGAGGCAAGCACCUCACGAACUACCUGAAGGAGAUUGUGUCAAUGAGACAAUACAAUAUGGUCGACGAAGCAUAUAUCAUGAACGAAGUCAAAGAGGCAGUUUGCUAUGUGAGCAAUGACUUUGGAGGCGACUUGGAGAAAACAUGGAAAGCAAAUCGGAAGCGUCAAGCCGCCGAGGACGGGAUCGUGUUGGAUUAUGUCCUACCCGACCCAAACGCCAACAAAAAGGGCUUCAUUCGACCGCACGAUCCGCUCAUGCAUGCCAAAAAGAAGAAGGGGGCGGUUUCCGGACUCAGCGCCGAGGUCCUAUCAGAGGACGUGCUAGUGCUCGGCAACGAGCGCUUCACGGUCCCCGAGCUCCUAUUCACCCCCGGGGAUAUAGGCAUGAACUCAACCGGUAUUCCCGAUAUGAUCCUGCAGGGUCUCUCGGCCCUCCCGCCUGGACUGCACUCCGCCUUCCUAGCCAAUGUAUUGGUGGUUGGAGGAAAUGCCCUGAUUCCAGGGUUCAUGCAGCGACUAGAAACCGAACUACGGCAGAUCGCUUCUGCCGAAUGCGUUGUGAGAGUCCGUCGUGCUGAAGAUCCUGUUCACUCGGCUUGGCUGGGCGGUUCGCGCCUAGCAAGCAACCGGGAAGAGCUCAGCAAAGUGGCUAUCACUCGCCAGGAGUAUCAAGAAUAUGGGUCUGGAUGGGCCGGUCGACGAUUUGCAGGCAUAGUCUAA
Molecule: messenger RNA, 1452 nt
Organism: Penicillium olsonii
Lineage: Eukaryota; Fungi; Ascomycota; Eurotiomycetes; Eurotiales; Aspergillaceae
Source: the annotation of a GenBank genome assembly